Lycium ferocissimum is the source of this 2299-nucleotide messenger RNA. RefSeq names its product 3beta-hydroxysteroid-dehydrogenase/decarboxylase. Lineage: Eukaryota; Viridiplantae; Streptophyta; Magnoliopsida; Solanales; Solanaceae. The transcript is spliced from 12 exons. Gene Ontology annotation, molecular function: 3-beta-hydroxy-Delta5-steroid dehydrogenase (NAD+) activity. Gene Ontology annotation, biological process: steroid biosynthetic process. The coding region runs from base 146 to 1861 and encodes 571 amino acids. The record is from RefSeq and is a predicted model, not a curated record.
GCCCCACCUCAAAUAAAGUCGUCAUAUUUUUCUCUUUCUUUCUAAAAAAAAGAAAAAGCGCUUUGUUACCAAUCUUGUAUCAAUAAACCCCUUUCUUUCCCUUCUCUGGAAAGAUCCCUUUGGGAAAGGAGGAGAGAAGAAGAGAAUGUCGAUUGUUGAGACAUGCGUGGUGUUUGGUGGACAAGGAUUCAUCGGCAAAGCCCUUGUUGAUAGGCUUCUUCGACUCGGCAAUUGGAUCGUUCGAAUCGCCGAUUCAUUCCCAACUCUUCAGCUUCAACCUUCUGAGUCUCUCCUUUCCCAUGCCCUCUCUUCUGGUCAAGCUUCUUAUAUCCACGUCGAUCUCACUCAUAAACCCAAUAUUAUUCAAGCUAUUGAUGGCGCAUCAGUUGUAUUUUAUAUGGAUUCUAGGGAUUCAUAUGCUCAUGAUUUCUAUAGUUGCUACACAAUUGUUGUUCAAGGUGCAAAGAAUAUCAUUGCUGCCUGUCAAGAGUGUAAAGUCAAAAGGCUAUUAUACAACAGUUCUGCUGAUGUAGUUUUGAACAGCUGGCAGGGCAUACAUGGUGGGGAUGAGUCCUUACCAUAUUCCAGUAAAUUUGUGAACAUCGUAACUGAUCUUAAGGCUCAAGUCGAGGCUCUCGUUUUAGUUGCAAACGAUGCUGAUGGUCUUCUUACUUGUGCACUUCGUCCUAGCUAUGUUUUCGGACCUGGAGACAAUUAUCUAUCUUCUCUGAUGGUCAAUGUUGCAAACUCUGGCUGGGCCAAGUUUAUUAUAGGGCUUGGUGACAAUAUGUCUGACUUCACCUAUGUGGAGAAUGUUGCCCAUGCACAUAUAUGUGCUGAAAAAGCUCUAUGCUCCAGGGGGAGUCACGUAUGUGGCAAGGCCUUUUUCAUCACGAAUCUCAAGCCAAUGAAGUUCAAGGACUUUGUAUCUGUUGUGUUUGAGAGAUUGGGCUAUCAAAGGUCCAUUAUCAAGAUUCCUGCUAGGGUUAUCCAAUAUAUUACUUUGAUCAUAAAAUGGACAAUCUCAAGGAUGAGCAAUUGGAGUACUGAGAAUGUGCCAGUUUUUGAUAUUAUUGAAUUAGCAUUGUGCCAUAGGACAUUUAAUUGCUCUGCAGCUCAGAAAUAUAUUGGAUAUUCUCCAGUUGUUUCCCUUGAAGAAGGAGUUGCUAUAACCGCUAAGUCCUCUCGUUUAGCUAGAGAAUCAUCUUUCUCAAGCUAUAGUGACACUGAUGAGGAAUCGAAAGUGCAUAAACUGCUAGGAGGUGGAAAAGUUGCAGAAAUUUUAUUGUGGAGAGAUGAACAGAGAACAUUUACUUGUUUCCUUUUGCUGGUUUUCAUCCAUUACUGGUUCUUCCUGUCUGGGAGGAGUUUUCUUUCAUCUCUUGCCCAGCUUCUACUGAUGAUUGCUGUUGCUCUCUGGGGAUACAGCAUUCUGCCACCAACAAUAUAUGGAAUUGCAGUUCCCAGAAUAUCAUGGUCUUUCUUUGAGAUCUCUGAAGUGGAUAUGAGAAAUUGCUUUUACAACUUAGCAUAUAUGUGGAACAGAAUGAGUCAUUUAGCAAGGUUACUUGCCCGAGGAGAAGAUUGGUCUAUAUUUCUGAAGGCUGCAGUACCGCUGUAUCUUUUGAAGUUGAUUAUUUCGGAUUGCUUGACUUUCGCAAUUGGUAUAGCACUAGCUCUGGCAUUCACUUCAUUGCUCAUUUAUGAGCAGUAUGAGGAUGAAAUCGAUAGUACAGCAAAUGUAAUAUUCAGCAUAUCAAAAGGUGCCUUUACGUUGCUGAUGAGGAGUUUACCCUUGCCUUCGGCAUUGCUCCAUUCUGAUUCAGAAAUCCGAUCUUCUAGAUUGAAGAUUAAGCAAUGAGGUGUGCUAUGCUGUACUCACUCCUAACAACAGACAGAGAAAAAUGGUGUACAUCUGCCUGGCUCGGUUUCCUUAUUUAGAUUGUGUGACCCCUUGUACAAGUAGUUUGUUAACCCAAUAUGUAAAGGGUCGGUUGAUCUGUAUCCUAUGGAGAAGAGUCCCCCACCACCUCAUUCCUCCCAUACCCUAGCACUAGGGCUACAAAAGAAAUUUGUGAAGUUAGAAAAGAAAAAAGAAAAGAAAUAUGAUUCCCCUCCUCUGUGAGGAUAGGAUUUGCUCUUUCUGGCUGAGGUAGAUCCUAAAUGAUGACAACAUAGUGGAUGAAUGUCUGCCUGGAUACGUAUUGUAGCUAUGCUUGCGAAUUUCUUACUGUCGUGUGUUUAUUACAACGUCCUGAUAAUGAUAUUCCUGAAAAAACAAUGAUAUCUUUUUAGAGAA